AUGUCAGAAUUCAUAGUUGAUUUGUUUCCUUCAGAAAUCUCCAAACUUUAUUUGUUCACUUCAUUUUCCGUCUUGUGUGGAGCAGUUUUCUUUUCUGCCAAAGUCAACAAGACCAUUAACUCAGUUUUAGUAUUUUGUUGGGCUUGCUUUAUCAAACCGUUAAUUCAGAAAAAGACUAAAGGUCCAAACAAAAAUCAACAACAAUCUUUAGAGUCAUUCUACAAGAAUCAAGCUCAUAUUUAUGAUAACACUAGAGAAUUUUUGUUGAAAGGUAGACAAGAAUGUCUUAGAUUAGCUAUUUCCCAUUUACCCAAAAAGAAAGAUCUUAUUUGGAUAGAUAUUGGUGGUGGAACUGGUUCCAAUAUUGAAUUCAUGGAUGAAAUUAGUAAAAUAUCUGAAAACUUUAAAGCUGUUUAUUUGGUUGAUCUUUCCCCAUCUUUGUGUGAAGUUGCUAAGGCAAGAUUUGAAGCCCAUGAAUGGACAAAUGUUCAUGUAUUAGUUGCUGAUGCCUGUGAUUUUACUAUUGAUUAUGAUAGUGCUGAUUUGAUUACUUUUUCUUAUUCAUUGUCGAUGAUCCCAACUUUCAAUGCUGCUAUCGAUAAUGCUGUUUCUAAAUUAGAUAUGGAAGGUAUUAUUGCCACUGUGGAUUUUGGUAUUCAAAGCAGUGACACCUCAAUGGGUCGUAUCAAUACUGUUGGUGGGUUGGUUAACAGGGACAUUCCUUGGAUAUUACGUAAUUUUUGGAGAAUUUGGUUUGAAGCUGAUAAAGUGUUUUUGGAUUCUUCAAGAAGAAACUAUUUGGAAUAUAAAUUUGGUACCGUCAAAUCUUUGAAUUCAUACAACAAGGCUUUGGGUAAAAUCCCCUAUUAUAUUUGGAUUGGUUGUGAUAAAUCAAAAUCACACACCAUUUUAGAAAGAUUGAAUUGUUUAGCCACUGAAUCCCCUUACCUUGCUCCAACUACAACUCCAAUCGCUAAUCAACUUGAAGAUAUUCCAAUUUCUAAAGGUCAUGAAGCUGCUUUAAUCAACUUGCAAAAAAAUUUACCUUACCCAUCAAUGUACUAUCAAAAGGAAUAUUGGAGAGUCUACUAUGAUGAAAUGAAUCCAUUGUAUGAACAAUUUAAAAACCAAUACAUUUAUGCUUUCACUUGGGAAGAUCCUCGUGAAGAUCAUAAACUUUUGAAUUUUACCAGUGAUGAUACUGUUUUGGCUAUUACUUCAGCUGGUGAUAAUAUUUUGAGUUAUGCUAGUUUACCAACACCACCAAAAAAGAUUCAUGCUGUUGAUCUUAAUCCAUGUCAAAACCAUUUAUUAGAAUUGAAAUUGGCUAGUUUUAGAUGUCUUUCUCAAGAACAAAUUUGGUCAAUGUUUGGUGAAGGUAAAAUCGAAAAUUUCAAUGAUCUUUUGAUUGAUACUUUGGCACCGCACAUGUCUUCUAAUGCCUUCCAAUACUGGAUGGAUAAAGGACCUAAAACUUUUUCUGGUAAAGGUCUUUAUGAUACUGGGUUUUCUAGAUGGGCAUUAAGAUUAUCAAGAUAUGUUUUCAAAGUUUGCGGUGUUAGUAAAUACGUUGAAGAACUUUGUGCUGCAACCACCAUGGAAGAACAAUUGAGAAUUUGGAAUGAACAUUUGAAACCAACUUUAUUUAAUCCUGUGGUUGGUUCAUUACUUGUUGGUAAUCCAAUGUUUUUAUGGAAAGCUUUGGGAGUUCCAGCUAAUCAAGCAGCUUUAAUGGGACCAUCUGUUAUUAAAUAUGUUGUUGAUACUUUGGACCCAAUCAUUAAGAGAUCGAUGAUUUCAAAUGAUAACUAUUUCUACUAUUUAUGUAUGAUGGGGAGAUACACCAAAAACAAUUGUCCAGAUUAUUUAACUACAAAAGGUUUCAACAGAUUAUCUAGCACUGCUGCUACUGCCAGCGGAUCAUCUCCAAUUGACAACCUUAGAAUCCACACUGACACUUUAAAUGAAGUGUUUGGUAGAUUAAAAGAAAAAUCAAUCACUAUUGCCAUUAUCAUGGAUCAUAUGGAUUGGUUUGACCCUAAUGGUAGAGAUGCUAUUAAUGAAAUUACUGCUUUGAAAAGAUGUCUUGCCCCAGGGGGUAGAGUAUUACUUAGAUCAGCAAGUACAAAGCCUUGGUACUUGAAAACAUUCAAGAACUUGGGAUUCCAAGAAGAAGAAAAUGUUGUUCGUCAACCUGGUUCAAGUAUAGACAGAGUUAAUAUGUAUGCCAAUUGUACAGUUUUAACUCUCGUAGAUUAA
Molecule: messenger RNA, 2259 nt
Organism: Candida albicans SC5314
Lineage: Eukaryota; Fungi; Ascomycota; Pichiomycetes; Serinales; Debaryomycetaceae
Gene: BTA1
Product: Bta1p
Exons: 1
Coding region: 1-2259 (752 amino acids)
Source: RefSeq, a predicted model, not a curated record